AGUUGUUUUUCCCCAGAAGGGAGGCUGCCUCCUGGGGUAGGAGGCCUUCCAGCGCCACUGGCCAGACAUCUUUGGAGGCUGGCCUGGCAUGGCCACUGUCCAGCGUGCCUGUCCCAUGCCACCUAGGCCAAGGAUGGACAGUUGCUUCCAGGAAUACCUCAGGCUGUGCAGCCCUCUGAGGGCAGGCGUGUGCCUGUGCCCCGCUGGCUUCCCAGAGCCCCUGUCCUGUCCCAGCUACCUCCCUGUUCCCUCCCGACAGUCACCUUCAGCCCCUGCCCCCUCCACCAGCGGCCUGCAGCACCCGGCUCUUCCCACGACCCACUGUUACCAUGAGAACAGCUUUGGUACUGGAGCUGCCCCUCCUUCCAGGGCUGGGCAGGCUGUGCACCAGGUGGAGGAUGGUGGCUGGGCCUUAGCUUCCCAGUCCCAGAAAGCCUGCGCUCCCCAAUCCCUGUGCCUAGAGUGGUUGGUUUUUUUUUUGGGGGGGGGAGUGGGACAGCAGGUGCUGGGGGACCGGCAUCAAGCUGAUAUGUAGGGACUUCCUUUAGCCCACAGCCUGUGACGUCAGCCAUCCUUAUGGCGUCCACAGACGGGACAAGGCCAAUAUGAAGUAGACUUGCCCUGGGCCCCACAUCUAACGAGCCCACAAUAGGCAGGUCCUGCUCUUUGGCGCCAAGGGUGUCCAUGACGCACCCUCUGCCAAGUUAGACGGUCCCUGGCUCAGCAUCUUGUUUGGGAGGAACUGGCAGGACUGGAGAGGGUGUCACCAUGUGGCUUAUGAGUGGCCCACCUGCAGAUCUGCCCAGAGCAGGGACAGCCCCUGCCUGCCUAGACACAAUGGGGGAGAAGAGGGGGGAAGCAAGGAGUGUGUCCUCGCCUGGAAGAGGCUGGGCAUCCUGGGGACAGGAGGCUUCAGGGCCCACUUGGGCAUGGGGCCAUAUGGCCGCAGGUACCUGCAGAGUUUGGUGCUUCCAAGUGCAGCACAGAGUCAGCAGGGCAGGGAGCAGCCCAUCUGGUCCUGCCUGGGCUCAACCCAAGGUGUGCAUUCUGGGAGCUGUCCACAGCCCCGGCCAGGACUUGGGGCUCCUCCAGAGCUCUGCUCCCACACCCUGCUGGGCCACCAGCUGCCCUGGGGAGGUGUCCUCCAGAACACCAGGUAGAGGCUGGCAAGGCUGGUAGGCUGCUCCCUGGGUGCGGGUUCCCUGGUUAGACCCCAGGUCUGUUAGACCUCACCCUUACUGGUGCGGGAGGGCUCGUCACGCAGCGCCCAGCACAGCCCCAAUGCGGAGCUAGCGGGCCACGCGGGUCCCAGGCCCACGGCGCGGCCCCUUUAAAUGCAACACCACCGGCGGCCAUCGGGGGCGGAACUGAGCGGCCGGUCGGCCUCCGCGCCGCUGCCUCGAAGCUUCUGCCGGUGCCGAGGACGCGGCGCGGAUGCGCCCAGGACGCGGUGGAGCGGGGGACGACGGGCGGGUGUGGGCCUGCGCAGCCCAUUGGGUUUCACGGGGGAGCAGCGCCCAGGAAAGGGGGUCUAACCAAGCCUGCCCAGCGGGCCCUAUUGGGGCCAGGAGCUCAGGAACCACAGCAAUGGCAUCACCUUUCUAGCUGACCCAUCCCAGCUCCAUCCCAGCAGAAGGUGGCCCAAAGAUGGUGGCGUGGGGAAAGGACCUGAGUGGCUGCACAACUGGGUUCCUCCUGCAGGUGCUUUCCACGCCAGCAUGGAGCAAGUGCCUGCGGCCUCAUCCAAGGCCCAAAACCAGGGCUGCUCCACCCCCUGCACCCCAGGGCGAAAGCCCCACAAGGCCUAGUGAGCUGCAGCUGCCAGCCUGGGGACCUCUUUUAAGAUGACCCGCACGGACCCACCAGACCUGUUGGUGUCGACCGUGUACCAAGACAUCAAGGUGGCGGCCCCGGGGCCCGCGUCGAGGCGACCGCCAUGUGAGCGCUCCGUGGCCCGGCCUGCUGCGCCCCCGCCUUUCAACAAGCGCCACUGCCGCAGCUUCGACUUCCUGGAGGUGCUGGACGGGGCAGCCAUGGAGGCCCUCCCUGAGCCACCGCCCCCAGAGCCCCCUGCGCCCCGCACCCGGCCCCGUGAUGGCGAAACCCGGCGCCGCGCCCGCUCCAAGAGUGCGCCCCGCGCGCCCCCAGGCCUGGCGCCCGCGCCCGCCUCGCCGCCAGUACUGCCGCGCCGAGGCCGGGAAGUCCAACGAGCGGCGCGGGCCGAGGGGUCCCCACGCCGCGAGCCUGCGUACCCCUCGCUGCGUGCGCUCGCCAACGAGCUGCACCCCAUCAAGCUGCAGCCGCAGCGGGGCGGCCCAGGCCGCAUCGCGCCCCUAUGCGCCGCCGCCGGCCAAUGCGCGCCUCCUGAGCCGCCCACCGGGCCCGCCCCCCACGUCCGCUGCCGCCUGGACAUCAAGCCCGACGAUGCGGUCCUGCAGCAUGCCGUCCGGGGCUCGCGGCCCUGCGGACCCGCCGAGACCACAUCCUGGGCCAGAGCAGCCCCACAGCUCUACGGCCUCACAGUGCCCGGACCUCGCCAUAUGGCGCUGUCGCGCACCCCCACUCCCAGUGACUCUUACUGCGUGGACCCCCGUGCGCUGUAUUGCGACGGGCCCCUACCUGGGCCCCGGGACUACUCGGAGCGCCGAAGUCUGCCCUUCACCACCCCGCCAGGCCCCACCCAAUUCUUCUACACCGAGGAGCCUGAGGGCCACCCCAGCGGCUUCACAACCAGCCCGGGUCCUCACUUCAACAGCUACUACCCCAGGCCCUUCCCGUCCGAGGAGCCUCCCGGCCCCAGUCCAAGGCACGGGGGCGGCUACUAUGCAGGGGAAGUGCGCACCUUCCCGGUUCAGGAACCGCCUUCCCGUUCCUACUAUGGGGAGGCACUCCGAGCCUACGGCCCACCCUGGGGCCCCCGCUAUCCGCCCGAGGAGCGCCAGGCCCACCCCGCUGCCCGAUCCUUUUACACAGAGGACUUUGGAUGGUACCGCGACCGCGACACUCUGACGCGAACUUACCCACACCCACGUAGCAGCCAGGCCUGGGGCGACUGGGGCCCGCGGCCUUACCGAACCCUGCAGGUGGCGCCUCCCCCGGACCACGGGCCGUUGCUCGCCUCCUGGCACGGCGGCACCGGCACCAGCCCGCCCCGGCUGGCGACCGACAGCCGCCACUACUCGCGCUCCUGGGACAACAUCCUGGCGCCCGGGCCACGCCGCGAGGAUCCCCUGGGCCGCGGCCGCAGCUAUGAGAAUCUGCUAGGGCGCGAGGCGCGGGAGCUGCAAGGCGCUUCCCCGGAAGGUCGGCGCCCACCCAUCGUCGUGAACCUGUCCACCUCGCCCAGACGCUACGCGGCGCUGUCACUGUCUGAGACUUCGCUGUCGGAGAAGGGCCGCCCGGGCGAGGGCCCGGGCCGCAAUUGGUACGUGACUCCCGAGAUCACCAUCACCGACAAUGAUUUGCGCGCCGCCGAGCGCCCGACUGCCAGGGGCUGGGAGCUGGCUGGGGGCCGCGCGGGGCCGCCCCCGACUGCCGCCCACGAUGGUCCCACCUCUGGCCGCCAGCGCAGCCUCGAGCAGCUAGACGAGCUCAUCACUGACCUGGUGAUCGACUCGAGGCCCCCUGCCGGUCAAGUUCCUGAGCCGGCGGCCAACGGCCUGGGCCGCCGGCUUCGCCGCCUGCUGGAGUCUCGGCCGGCGGGCCCCGGGGCCCCCGCGCUGGCGCCCCGUUCACCACCCGCCUCGGCGGGUAGCGCCGAGGAGCCUGUAGGCCCGGGCCAGGCGGCCGACGCGUCCCCGGAGCCCAGCGCGGAUGAGGACGACCUGAUGACGUGUUCCAACGCGCGCUGCCGGCGCACUGAGACCAUGUUCAACGCCUGCCUAUACUUCAAAUCCUGCCACAGCUGCUACACCUACUACUGCUCGCGCCUGUGCCGCCGCGAGGACUGGGACACACACAAGGCGCGCUGCGUGUAUGGCCGCGUGAGCAGCGUGUGCCGCCACGUGCUGCAGUUCUGCCGCGACAGCAGCCCAGUGCACCGCGCCUUCUCUCGCAUCGCGCGUGUCGGCUUCUUGUCGCGCGGCCGUGGUGUGCUCUUUCUGGGUUUCCCGAGCCCUGGCUCCGCGGACAACUUCCUGCGCUUCGGCCUCGAGGGACUGCUGCUGUCGCCCACCUACCUGUCGCUGCGCGAGCUGGCCACGCACGCGGCACCCCUGGGCAGCUACGCGCGUGAGCUGGCGGCGGCCGGGCGCCUGUACGAGCCGGCCGAGUGCUUCCUGCUCAGUGUGUCGGUGGCCGUAGGUCCCGGUGCCCCGCCCCCCGGCCGGCCCGCACCCGCACCGCGCAGUCCUGGGCCCACGGUGCGAAAGUUCGCCAAGGUGGCGCUGGCGGCGGGCAGCCCGGCGCGGCCCCCCCCAGCCCGGGGACGCGAACCCGAAAUGGAAACGCUGAUCCUGACGCCCCCGCCGGGCACGGCGGGCCUGGACCAGGAAGGCGAGGCGGGUCGGCGCGCGCGAGAGGUGGCCUUCAUCCACAUCCAGCGCGAGCUGCGGCUGCGCGGCGUCUUCCUGCGCCACGAGUUUCCGCGCGUCUACGAGCAGCUCUGCGAGUUCGUCGAGGCCAACCGGCGCUUCACACCCACCACCAUCUACCCCACUGACAGGCGCACAGGCCGCCCUUUCAUGUGCAUGAUCAUGGCCGCUUCCGAGCCUCGCGCACUCGACUGGGUGGCCAGCGCCAACCUGCUCGACGACAUCAUGUGAACCGCGAGGGCGCGCCAGGGCCCGGUCCAAUCCACGCAGGACCCGCCCAGCGUUCUCAGCCCCGCCCAGUCUACCUAGGGCCGCCCUGAGCCCCGCCCAAGUCACUCAGGCCCCGCCCAACCCACCCAGGGAUGCUCCGAGCCCUGCCGAGCCCAUUCAGGACCUGCUCAGUCCAUUCAGGCUCCAAUGAGACGGGCCCACGCCCCGCCCAACCUUCUCAGGCCCGGCCCAGUCCACCUAGGAUUUGCUCAGACCCCGCCCCUGCUUCUCCCAAGCCCCUCCUCAAAUUCGUCCAGUCCCUGCCCUGUUCGCCAUGAGCUCCGCCCAGGUCCUACCCCAUUGUGUUCUCCACAGGCCCUGCCUUUCCCUCCUCCCCCACUGCGACCCCUCCCUAUUAGUCCAGCCCGGCUCCCACUUCGCCAGCUCUCCCUCGGUCCUACCCAGAGUCCGGUCCUUAGCCGCUUGGUGCUCCCCGCUGGGAGGCGGGGUGGGCCUGAGGACCGUCCGGCCCUGCCAUCAAGCGGAGGGGUUCACUACUGCAGACCCCACCGCGCAGAUCCGGUUCGUCCGUCCCCUGUCGUCUGCAGGGCCUCCCUGGAACCGCUCCAACCCUGGCUUGCCCGGGUCCAAGGGCCCGAAUUGACCAAAGACUAGUCCCCGUCCCUUUUAACACGCCCCCACUCAGCUCCUGUAGUCUGGGAUGCGUCCAGCUCAGACGCCUUUUUUCCUCUUUGGAGAACACCCUGAUUGGUCUCGGUGUGUCCGUGUCCCCAGCGCGUCCUGGUGGUGCGCACUGCGUUCCGCUGACCCCAGCCCUGGCUGGAGAGGGUAUAGCCGGCCCCCGAGCCCGCACGUUUUUCGUUGCUGCCCGCCUGCCUCCCCUCACCACAGGCCACCCUGGCCUGGGCCUGCAGAAAGGGCUGGAGUAAGAGGCAGUACGGGAGUACUAGGUCUUCAGCCCACGCGCAAAGAUACCCAGCCAGAAGGGAGGUGGACCCGGGAAGGGGGAAAAGAGGAUGUGUGGGGACGCUGGCCAGGCGCCAGCCCAGUGCUGAAAUCUGGCUGGGCGUGAGUCCAGCUCCUGCCCACACCCUACAGGAUGGGCCUCGGCGGGUGCCAGGGCAGAGCCGGGCUGCAAACGGCAGCGCAGGCCCCUAACCUCACAGUGAGGCAGGAAGCAGAUAGGGCGACCGAGGGGCUUCCCAGUUGGGAGUGGGACAGGGAAAAGCGUGGUGGGAGCAGGUGCGGAAAAGAAUUAGUUGGCCAGGGCGGGGGUACACCCGAGGGGUUGGGGGAGCCAUUGCACCAGCUGCCCCCGCGCGCCCUUGCUCUGGCAGUGCCCUGUGCUGCGAGCUGGAAACGCGAGGCUAGCGGCCCAGCUCCGGCCCUCCGGAGCGCACGCUCGGGUGACCCUCGGCCCCCGCCCUUCCCCGGGGUGUAUCUAGCCCCGGCCCGGACUCCAUGGAGGACGAGUGACCCGGAGACGGGGUGAAGCUGGGCGCCCGCAAAGGCCCUCCUGAAGCUCCCAGCCACCAGUUGAGGCCGGUAGUGGGCAUCAACUUAAUUAAAUUGUGAACGCCUCCAUUUCCGGUUCUCGCCCCCCGACUGUGCCCCCUGUACCCCCCUCCCCCACACGCCUGCGCGCCCGCCUCGGCCCUGCGCCCCGCUUGCCCCCCACGCCUGAGAGCCGGCCGACCUGGAAGAUCCGUGGACCGGGGCUGUUUGUAGAGGGCGAGCGCUUUUCGAACCAAGUAAAACAACUCGAAUGUA
Molecule: messenger RNA, 6533 nt
Organism: Hipposideros armiger (great roundleaf bat)
Lineage: Eukaryota; Metazoa; Chordata; Mammalia; Chiroptera; Hipposideridae
Gene: AJM1
Product: apical junction component 1 homolog
Exons: 3
Coding region: 1845-4763 (972 amino acids)
Biological process (GO): cell-cell junction organization
Cellular component (GO): plasma membrane; apical junction complex
Source: RefSeq, a predicted model, not a curated record